AUGCUCGGUCGUUCGAGGUUGGAAUGGUGUUUCAAGUAUCUUGUGAUUCAAACGUGUCUCCAAGAUCAAGAUAAACUGCAUGUCAACCGACAUUCCACUGCUGAGGAGGAGGAGGCUAUGCCGUUGCUUUUCUCAUCUCGUUUUGGGGUUCUUCGUCCAACAUUGGCUGCAAUGGAAUCCACUUACAAGGGCGGCAAACUGACUGGGCAUUAG
Molecule: messenger RNA, 213 nt
Organism: Rodentolepis nana
Lineage: Eukaryota; Metazoa; Platyhelminthes; Cestoda; Cyclophyllidea; Hymenolepididae
Source: the annotation of a GenBank genome assembly